Messenger RNA from Diachasmimorpha longicaudata, 4087 nucleotides. Its product is annotated as serine/arginine repetitive matrix protein 1-like. Bases 995 to 3247 code for a protein of 750 amino acids. The transcript has 7 exons. The record is from RefSeq and is a predicted model, not a curated record. Lineage: Eukaryota; Metazoa; Arthropoda; Insecta; Hymenoptera; Braconidae.
GGUUCAAUUAGUGAAGAAAAGCGAUUUUUCGGCAUUUCCAUCUAAUUAAUUUGUUGUUAAUUUAAGCAACUGUUGAACGAGGCUCCAAGAUUUUUUUUGAAUCUCUCCAAUGACCCGCGUUCAGAUAUUAGUUCCCCCACGUGGCCGCUGGCCUCAGUGGCGCUAGUAACCGGAAAAACAAUAGCCACCAAUUUCCGAGUACAUUAGAUCGCUUGCCCAAUUAACGUUAAUUCUUCAUUAUCUCACAUCUGAAGGUUCCAAAAAAAGUUGCUGACUUGUUGGAUGAUUCCUGAUUCACUGCCCCAGCAAUGAACUCAAUCCCCACCUCGCAGAGCACUCGCAUCUACCAAAGACAUUAUUAAGGAUGGAGACAGGAACAGUAGUGAUGACCGGGACUCGAGGAGCACUCAUGACGACGUGCAACGUGCUAUUGAUGGCCUGAAGGAUAUCCCUGACGACGAGCUCCAGGAAUUUCUGGACGACGAGGAUUUCAACAUUGUGGAUACGUGGGAGGGCGACGAGGAACACCCUGACGGCUACACAGGUCAACGUGCUGCCCGGGAUAGGAGAAAUUCUAGGAAUGUAUUUGUAACAGUCGGAUACUCUUGAGUGUUGGUACAUACAACAGCACAGGUUAUUGUAAUGGUUUGCCAAAAUGUCGAUUCUUUUCCUUUCCAAGACUUUUCUUUAUUUCCAUGACAAUGACAAGUGAGUGAAGUUUUUAAUAUUCAUUAUCAAGUAUCAGGCUCAGCCAAAUAGAAACAUUUUACAAUUCCUGUGGAGCAAGUGGGCUUCACCUACAAAUGAAAACCUUUUACAGUUCUUUACUUGAAAGACAAUUGCAGAGGUUGAAGAAUAGCAUUUUGGCACAGGCCAAAAACGAUACGACAAUGGUUCUGAAAGUGUUGGCUUCCCCAAGUACCAUUUUACCCUGAUCUGCAAAAAUGACAAGACAAUACAAUUCAAUGUAACAUUUCAUUCAAUCCAUCAAUGUAUGAGUGAUAACGAGGCUGCUUAUAGGGACAGAAAUAAGCGUGUUCGUCGACGAGGAUCACCGACAAGAGAUCGUAUGGAACGCAUUAGAAGAGAGGAGAGAAGACGUGAGGACACGAGACGGGAUCCAACCAAGAGUUCCAAGGACAUUGAACGCGACAAGAUGCGGACAAAACGGGACACAGACAGUAAAAUUCUAGCUGAGAAAGAGAAAGCAAUCAAACAUCUUUUGGAUUCGGACACCGUUGUGCCACCGGGUACGGAAGUGGAGGCUAUUGAGACCGAGCGUCUCAUAGACAGAGGAAGCAAGAGAAACCGUGAGAGUCGUAGAACACCGGAGAGACACAGGAAUAGUCCUAUCAGACGGAGGAGUCAUUCGAGGAACUGGUACAGCCCUGCUCACCGAGACAGAACUCCCCUGCUUCGCUCUCCUGACACGAGGAAGAGGAGUUUGGAUCGACGCAGGAGUUCGGAACGUAGGAGAAGACCCAGCUGGGAGCGCAGGACUUCCAUCGAUCGAAGAGACAGACGUGGCAGCCCCAGGAGGCGAGUGGAGGGACGUGACCUAAGGCCAAUCCGAAGAAGUAGAUCCCGCGAGCGUCGCAGAACUCGUACUCCAGAUCGUAAAAGAAGAUUGUCACGUUCACCAUUGCGUCGAGGAUCUUCACGUCGUCGAAGCUUCAGUAAAUCACCAGAUCGUCGUAGGAAGCGUUCUCCCUUUAUCAACGAAAUAGCAAGACAGUUCAGAGACAAAGGACUCAUCUCCACUGGUGGAGCUGAUCAAUUCAUGGGACGUUCGCCUUUGAUGAGCACAACACUACAUUCAGGACCACCGGCUGGACAACAUUAUUUGCCGAUGAUGGAUUCUACUAUGGCCAUGGGAAUGAUAGCACCAACGUCUGCACCAUUUAUACCGUUCGACGCUACAAUUCCUCAGCCCAUGGGUUUCGAGCCAGCGCCCAUCCAUCCAACACCAGUUGAAUACAAUGCAGCACCUGUGAUGUACAGUCAAGGAGCUCUAGAACGAUUUGGACAGCUCCCUGUGCCAUCUCCUCAGCCAGUACCUGCACCGAUGAGCGCGGAGCCAACGAGGUACAGCCAGGCGUUGAAAUCUCUCCAACGAUCACCUUCACCACUGAGAGAGUUCUCAGAUGGGCACUAUGAUCGUAAGAGAGACCGGAGUCCUCGCGCUUUGGCAUCUCACAACGGCAGACUAGGCAGAUCUGACAGACUGAAGACACCUGAACCACCUGUUAUCUCGAGUUCCAAACCUUUUGAGAAAACCAGCUUAUCCAGCCUACUGGAAGCGUCGGUCUCAGCCAAAGACUCGGGAUGUCCAGUUUUAUACCCAGGAUUCAAGCCCGAAAUUCUUCGAAACUGCGAAAUGGCCCUGCGGAGCCUACCAGAAGAGGAUCCCCGUCUGAAGAUGUCAGGCAGGUUCUUCUACGAUCCGACAGUGGAAGAGCCUAAAAUCAUCAAGAAAGAGAUGACGUCGAACUCCCUAUUGGUUCAACGUACAAAGAACAAAAUAAUCUGGGAUUACAAGGAAGAAGAGAAAGAGAAACUUCCACCAAAGUUAGACAUGUUCCAGAAAUACACGCAGACAGAGACCUUCACGGAGGAUAAUUUCACUCAGACGAUUAACGAAACGGUGGACUUUUGCUGUCAAGUGUGUCCAGGUGACCUCGAUCCACCGCCUCCAGUAGUCAGAGAGGAGAAACGACCGAUAAUGGACCGUUUGGACUGGAGUAUUCGUGACAAUUACGAUUAUGUUCCCAAAAGAGAAGUGGGAGAUCUUCGUUGGAGCCUGAGUAACUCUAGAGCGUGGAAUUUGGCGUCUCCAUCUCAUCUUGAUCGUGAGGUCAGAACUCGAAGUCCGGAGAGGGGACACGAUCCUCGAGACUCUAGGACUUUUGAUCUGUCACCCAUACGAUCGAGGGACGAAUUCCCUCAUCAAUCAGCCACAGUAUUCAGCUCCAGGGAGAGAGACAGAAGAAUGUCUCCGACUUUCAGAAGAAGUUUGGAACAACAGGAUGAAUACGCCAAUAGGAGCGAUCAGAGUCGGGGGGAAAGUCCAUCGGUUCUGGAUGAAAGCGAUGAUGUUGAGAUUAUUGAGGAUUCCUUUUCCAGGGACAGCUGGAGAGGCAGAGGCAAGUCUUUUGUACAAUCGAAAGCCAGGAGCUCAAGGGGAAAGUUCUCUACUGGCGGGAGAUCGUACAGGGGACGUGGUAGUGGAUUCCGGGGGAAAUUCUAGAAGAUGUGGAGGUUUACUUGGCUAUCAGUCCUCAGGAUGACUAGUUCUUCGUGGAUUACUACGUUGUAACUAGUGCGGAGUAUUAUAAGUUUAACCAACAAUCCGUUUUUUUUGGAAUUCAAAUGGAGUUAGUGGAGUGUAAUUUCUUUCAUUAAUCAGGUAUCAACUGCCGUUUUCGUUGAAUUCUGAAGCCAUCAGUGAAGUAUAAUUAUAGGGGAAUCUCUCUGACAUGCAGGAAAGUACCAUCGUGAGUCUCUCAACUUUGGAUCGAACGAUGGUAUCAAGUUACUGAGAUUCUCCCAAGAAGAACAGCAGCUAGUGAGGGCAAUGGAAGUUCUUUAUAACAAGUCCAACAGCUCAAGCUGUUUAUUCUCCGGGGAAUGUGACAACGGAUUCAGGAGAAAUUCUAGAUGUGGAGAGUUGUCUAGAUGUCAAUUGUGGAGAGGAACUGGUGUAUAUGAAUUACUGCAUUACAACGAGUGCGUUGAGUAUCAUCAAUUUAUCAAGUAAUCGGUUUUUUUUUGCCGACGUUAAUGUCAGCAGUAUAAUCUCCUCCACCAAUUGAAUAAUAUACAUAUUUUUUUGGGAAUUUCUGCUCCCAUCAGUGAAGGAUCUUUGAUACAACAUGACUCUGAAAAGUGAUGAUUUUUGAAUUAUUUUCUUUUUUUUUUGUUAUGUGAAGUGCAAAUAUUUAAGCUUGGAGGUAAUUAAUCAAUAAUUGUUUCUCAUAUUGAGGGCACAUUCACUGGCUUUACGCAAAUGAAUCAUGAGAAUAAUUCGAGAUAAUAGUUCAUAAGAUUUAUGUCUGAUCAUUUACGAAUGAAAAAAAAAAUACCCAGA